Phasianus colchicus (ring-necked pheasant) is the source of this 2359-nucleotide messenger RNA. It is a transcript of the gene NQO2, whose product is annotated as N-ribosyldihydronicotinamide:quinone dehydrogenase 2. NCBI's taxonomy places the organism in Eukaryota, Metazoa, Chordata, Aves, Galliformes, Phasianidae. The record is from RefSeq and is a predicted model, not a curated record. Gene Ontology annotation, molecular function: NAD(P)H dehydrogenase (quinone) activity. Gene Ontology annotation, cellular component: cytosol.
CCUCACGUAAACGAACGCGGCGUUUGAGCUUACAGGCCGUGUCGGAGUCUCGGGACGGAACCUUCCAAGCGCUACUGGAGAAUGGCAGGGAGAAAAGUUCUGAUCGUCUACGCACAUCAAGAGCCCAACUCUUUCAAUGGAUCUUUGAAGACGGUUGCUGUGGAAGAACUGAGCAAACAGGGCUGCAGUGUCACAGUGUCUGACUUAUAUGCAAUGCAGUUUGAGCCACGGGCAACAAGAAAUGACAUUGUUGGUUGCUUGCACAACUCAAAUGAGUUCAAUUAUGCUGUGGAGAUGACAGAAGCUUACAAGAAAGGAUGUUUGUCCAACGAUUUGAUCGAAGAGCAAAAGAAGGUGCAGGAAGCAGACUUACUGAUUUUUCAGUUUCCCUUGUACUGGUUCAGCAUGCCAGCAAUCAUGAAAGGCUGGAUGGACAGAGUCUUGGUCCAAGGAUUUGCUCACGAUUUUCCAAACUGCUAUGACUCUGGUUUGCUAAAGAACAAGUUAGCUAUGUUUUCUUUCACUACUGGAGGAACUGAAGAGAUGUAUGCAAAAGGAAGUAUGAGUGGUGAUAUCCGUUAUAUCCUGUGGCCCAUGCAGCAUGGCAUCAUGCACUUUUGUGGUGUGAAAGUCCUUGAGCCUCACAUCUGCUUUGCUCCGGAAUAUGUCUCUGAGGGGAAAAGGAAGGAGAUGCUUACUGCCUGGGCACAGCGACUGAAGACUCUUUGGAAGGAAGAACCCAUAAACUGCACUCCUGAGUGGUAUUUUAAUUAGUGUUCAAGCACAGGACUACAGAUACUUUUUCUAUUCUUAUGGGUGCUUUAUCUCAAUAUCAGAAUGCUAGCUUCAGAAUUCAUAUGCAUUAUAGGUAUCUUGAAUACAACAGUUGGCAGCUUAGCUGUCAAUAAAGCAUGUCUUUAUUUUCUGAGGAAUUCUCUUCAAUGAUGGAUGCACAGCUCUUUGUGAAGAACUAUCCUUGCCCAUAUAAACAGAGACAUUCUGCCUGCACAUUGUUAGUAACACAAGAGUUGCAAAUUAUACCAUUACUGCUUAUGAAACAGUAAAGUACAUUGCCAAUUUUAUUUCAACACUCUUCAUACCAACUGCCUCUUUCUUUUUAUUGGCCAGGAAAUCACUACCUAUACUUAAUUUCAUUGUGGCCAAACCUGUUUUUUUUUUUUUCCAACGAAAGAUCUGCACUUAUGCCUUUAAGCUAUGAAGCUUGACUGCAGAUAAUGUAAAAGGAUGUACAGUUGCACAGUGACUCAGAGCAAUAGACAAUUUUGCCUUGGUCCAAUAUCACUUGUGCAUAUGACAUUUUCCAUUUUAUUCCCACUCACUUUCAUGCACAAGUUGUGGGGAAAGUACUUUUUGUCCAAAAGACAACUGCAAGUUACCUAAAGAGGGAUUGAAGAACAAGUAAAUCCCUCUCUGCAGGAAAAUAAGUGCCUAACCAUGGAAGAUUCAUUGAUUUGGAGGGGAGUAAUCCUUUGGAAGACACAAUAUUAUCCAUAUUCCUCAGAGUAUCCUCAGACAUGUGAAACCUAAAUUUUACAAUUUUCUGUAUUUUAUAAUUAUGGUGCUUACCUUACCAGAUGAAUAUCUAGUAUCAAGAAAAAAAAAAAAUCAACUGACAUGGAAAUUCUUCCUUUCUAUAUAGCUAACCAUGAUUAUCAGAUCUGGCUCUUCGCUGACAGCCGACCUUGUGAUAUCAUGUAUAUACAGAACAUCUGAAAAGAAUCAUAGAACAGAAUCAUAGAAUCACCAAAGUUGGAAAAGGCCUCUGAGAUGAUCCAGUCCAAUCAUCCACCUACCACCACUAUUUCCCCAGUAAACCAUGUUCCUUGGUACAACACCAGAAUGUUUCUUGAACAUUCUAAGGACUUUCUCAAGAAGGAAAUUUCUUGCCACUGUCUGGUUGACAAGGAUUCACAACAUGCAUAAAGAUUCUAAAAAAAUUACAAUUUCCUGCUAAGUACAAAAUCUCAUUGCAAAGCCCAAUCAGGUCAAAACAUUUGCUCAGUAAGUGAUUCUCAUCUUUACUGUGAAGAGUGAUCUGACUAGUUAACUCAACAGAAGAAAAUUACUUUCUAAAAAUUUGGAAAGAAUAAGACAUUACUCAGGAUCAGUGGAAUACUUACUGUUAUUCCCUAGGACAACUAAUGAAACUAUAUCAGAAUUUCCCAGCACAUCCUGUAUACGUUAUUUCCUGCAGAGGAGUUCACACCAGAGACAUGGGCAAAGAUGGAACUGAGGUGUUACAUGGCACAAUAGGAGGUGUCUCCAUCAAAGCAAUCGAGACUAGAAUAUAAUAGCUUUUAAAAUUAUUAUUUUAAUAAAUAAAGUCUAAUUUCAAAUG